AUGGCUACCACACCCGGCUCUGCGAACCCUCUGGGUGAGCAGACUGCUCCUGUCACCGCUCCUCCUCCUGCCGUCCCUGAAAACGUUACGUCUGAGAUCCAGCAAGCCGCCAAAGAUGGCCAAUCCGAACCGGGCAAGGUGAAGAGCGAGAAGGAAUUGGAAAGAGAGCGAAGAAAGGCCGAGAAAGCCAAGAAGUUUGCUGAAAAGCAGGCAAAAGCUGCUGCCGCGAAACCUGCGCAACCCAAGGCCGAGAAGAAAGAGAAGGUUAUCGAGAAGACUACCGACGCGUAUGAUCCGGCAGCAAUUGAAGCCGGCCGCUACGAGUGGUGGGAGAAGAAGGGGUUGUUCAAGCCUCACUUUGAUGCAAAUGGCGAAGUGAAACCCGAUGGUGUCUUUUCUAUGACUUGCCCUCCUCCCAAUGUUACUGGUGCCCUUCAUAUGGGCCACGCCCUCAUGGUGGCUCUCCAAGAUACGAUGACUCGUUACUACCGAAUGAAGGGCAAGACAACCGUAUGGGUUCCGGGUACAGAUCACGCCGGUAUUUCGACCCAGAGCGUUGUUGAGAAGAUGUUGUGGAAGGAGAAGAAACAAACUCGUCACGACCUCGGCCGACCGGAAUUCUUGAAAUUGACACAAGACUGGAAAGACAGAUAUCAAGGAUCUAUUCUCACUUCGUUGAAGGCAAUGGCUGCUUCGCUCGAUUGGUCGCGCGAAGCUUUCACGAUGAACCCCAACUUCUCCGCGGCUGUUACGGAGACUUUCUGCCGUCUUCAUGAAGAAGGAACAAUCUACCGUGCCAAUCGACUUGUCAACUGGUGUUGUGCUUUGAAUACAUCUUUGUCCAAUUUAGAAGUCCAGAAUCAAGACGUUUCUGGCCGAACAUUACUUGAUGUUCCUGGGUAUGAGAAGAAGGUCGAAUUCGGUGUCCUCACACACUUCUGUUACGAGAUUGAGGGUACCGGCGAGCGUAUUGAGAUUGCUACUACCCGACCUGAGACAAUGCUUGGUGAUACAGGUAUUGCUGUACAUCCUGAUGACAAGAGGUAUCAGCAUAUCAUCGGCAAGAAAGCUAAGCAUCCAUUCGUCGACCGUCUCCUUCCUAUUGUUGCAGAUUCAACUGUUGCCAUGGACUUUGGUACUGGUGCCGUCAAGUUGACUCCUGCUCACGACUUUAACGAUUAUGCUCGCGGAAAACAACAUGGUCUUGAGUUUGUGUCAAUCUUGAACGAUGAUGGUACUCUUAAGGACAAUUGCGGUCCCUUCUCAGGAAUGAAGCGAUUCGACGCCAGAUAUGCCGUUAUUGAGAAGCUCAAGGAGGCCGGUCUUUACGUCAAGUGGGAGAACAAUCCUAUGGUUAUUCCCCGUUGUGAGAAGAGUAAGGAUAUCAUUGAGCCUGUGCUUAAGCCACAGUGGUGGAUGAAGAUGGAUGACAUGGCCAAGGCCGCCAUGGAAGCCGUCGAGAAGAAGGAAAUCACCAUCAGCCCGCUCUCUGCUGAGAAGAACUUUUUCCAUUGGAUGAGAAACAUCCAGGAUUGGUGCAUUUCUCGUCAGCUUUGGUGGGGUCACCAAGCACCAGCUUGGCUCGUUCAGAUUGAAGGCCAGGUUGCCGAUGAUGGUGACAGCAACUUGUGGGUGAGCGGCCGUUCUGAAGAAGAGGCCCAAGCCAAGGCUGCCGCCAAGUUCCCCGGCCAGAAAUUCACUCUCAAGAGAGACGAAGAUGUUCUCGACACAUGGUUCUCUUCGGGCCUGUGGCCUUUUGCAACAUUGGGCUGGCCCAACACUGAGAGCCAUGACUACCAAAAACUUUUCCCCACUAGCACCUUGGAGACCGGUUGGGAUAUUCUUUUCUUCUGGGUCGCGAGAAUGAUCAUGCUCAGUCUUAAGCUGACAGGAAAGGUUCCUUUCAAAGAGGUCUAUUGUCAUUCCUUGAUUCGAGACAGUGAAGGCCGUAAGAUGAGCAAGUCCCUGGGUAACGUCAUUGAUCCUCUUGAUGUUCAAAGGGGUAUUACUCUGGAUGCCCUCCAUGAAAAGCUGAAGCAAGGCAACCUUGCUGAAAAGGAAAUUGGAGUGGCUACCAAGUACCAGAAGAAGGCUUUCCCCAAAGGUAUUCCAGAGUGUGGUGCCGAUGCUCUUCGUAUGGCUCUUGUCUCUUACACCACUGGCGGUGGUGACAUUGCAUUCGAUGUUAACGUUAUCUUCGGAUACCGUCGAUUCUGCAAUAAGAUCUACCAGGCUACCAAGUUCGUUCUUGGUAAAUUGGGAUCUGACUUCGUUCCUCUCCCCAAGCCUACCAAGACCGGACGCGAGUCUCUCCCUGAACGUUGGAUCUUGCAAAAAUUCAACACAGCUGCCAAGGAGAUCAACAACGCUAUCGAGACUCGAGAGUUCUCUGUCUCUGCAUCAACAGCCUACCAGUAUAUCUACUCACAACUCUGUGAUGUCUACAUUGAGAAUUCCAAGUCUUUGCUGCAGUCUGAUGCGCCCGCCGAAGUUCAAGAAUCAGCCAAACAGACUCUUUACACCGCCCUUGAAGGAAGUCUUUUGCUGAUUCACCCCAUCAUGCCUUACAUCACCGAAGACCUCUGGCAAAGACUCCCCCGCCGUCAAGGAGACAAGACCGAGUCCAUCAUGGUGGCCCGUUUCCCCGAAUACAACGCUGAAUUUGAUGACGAGGCUGCCGAAAAGGCAUACGAACUUGUCCUCGACACUUCCAAAGCCAUCCGUUCCAUCCUCGCUCAAUACGACGUUAAGGAGAAAUCCGACCUUAUCCUCGCCACUUACAACGAGUCAAGCCACAAGACCAUCUCCGACGAAGUCGUUGCCAUCAAAUCUCUAGGCGGCAAGUACGCUGGCGAAAUCACCGUGCUUGGACCCGACAGCAAGUCCCGUCCAGAUGGUUGUGUCGUGAGCCCCGUUGGUGCCGAUGCUGCCGUCUACCUCAAGGUCUCGAAGCAGGUCGCCCUAGAGCAGGCUGAGAAGGCCAAGGCCAACCUCCAGAAGACGCUUGACCUUGUGUCUAAGAUCCAAAAGACCAUGAACACCCCUGGAUGGAGGGAGAAGGUCAAGAUCGAGGUCCAGGAACAAGAAGAGAAGAAGCUGCGGGACGCAGAGGGUGAAGCCGCGCUUAUCGAGGAACAGAUUCGUGAUUUGGAGAAGUUGCGUUUGGAUGCUUAA
This is a messenger RNA of Talaromyces marneffei, 3174 nucleotides long. RefSeq lists its product as uncharacterized. Gene Ontology annotation, biological process: valyl-tRNA aminoacylation. NCBI's taxonomy places the organism in Eukaryota, Fungi, Ascomycota, Eurotiomycetes, Eurotiales, Trichocomaceae. The transcript is spliced from 9 exons. Gene Ontology annotation, cellular component: cytosol. Gene Ontology annotation, molecular function: aminoacyl-tRNA deacylase activity; valine-tRNA ligase activity; ATP binding. The record is from RefSeq and is a predicted model, not a curated record. The coding region runs from base 1 to 3174 and encodes 1057 amino acids.